AUAUGGUUAUACAUUACAUAAAAAUAUAUAAUUAUAAUAAAUACAGCUACUUUAAGAAAUUACUUGUACUAAAAAUUACGCGUAGUUCUGUAAACGAAAACAAUUGUGCCAUGUCAGUUUAUUAAUUCGUGUUAUGGUUUUUGUGAUUUGUGCUUAUGAAAAUUUUGUAUAAUCUUUGAACUUGUUUUUAAUGUAUUCUCAGCAAAGAGAAAAUAUAUUUCGUCGAAAUGUAUUUGUUAUUACAUCGAGAAAUAUAGAUAUUCAAUCUUUGAUGUUCUAAGAACGUAAGUGGUUCAAUACUUUUUACAAUUUCUAAAAAAUGUAUUGAAUAAAAGUUGUAGAAAUAUCAAAGAUGGUGAACAUGGAUCCAUCGAAGAAUACAAGUAAAACCAGUUCUCUCAAGGCGCUCAUCCUUAGAGCUUGGCGUGAACGAUGGACUGAUAUCCAAUGGGGUAUCAAUAUCAAGACAAUUCUGCCAAGAGGAGUUAGUGGUGAUCUGUAUAACCUAGCAGAUUGUAUACUUCAACAAGCUAUGGUGGGAUGUGGUGCCAAUCAAUUAGUAAUAUCAUACCUAAAACACUCGCUGGCAUCACAUCUUGUAUCUUAUGCUGCUGUAUUACAAAGAAUAUCAAAGUUUGAUGCUUUUCACAAACCUCACUGCAUUAUAAGCCUACUCGAAUUUUUAGAAGGUUUCCUUGAUAGCAUAACAUGUAGAGCUAAAAUGGAAGAAGAAGUACUUGCAUAUGCUGUAUCUUCAAUAAUAUUAUGGCUUUUACAAGUAUACCAUUAUUCUUUGAGCAAGUAUCCAUCGUCAAACUCGGUACAAAGUCAAGAAUUACUUGAAAAAUCAACAUCAGUCUUAAAUUCCAUUGUCAAUACAGAUUUUUUAGUGGCAAUGUUUUAUCUUGCGAAACAGAAUGAUCCUGAAGAAUACAAUAAGGUAACUAAAAAAUGUCAAGAAAUUACUACUUUUAUCAUGAUGAAUACCCAGUUUAAAGCUCCAGUGACUAUACAUGAAACCCUACAGAAAAUUUGUAAUAUGGAUAUUGACAAAAUAGCACCACUGAAUAAUAAAACUGAAUCAGUUACUCAUUGUUUACAAGCUUUGAUAGCAAUUGAUAUAUUAUCUAAUCCAAGUGCUGACUUGCAUCAAAUUUCAAGUCAGUUAUUGAUGGUAAAGAGAAUAAAGGGUUAUAGUCUUUCUAGAUUAUAUUGUGAGUUGAUUAGAGCUUGUUUUAUUUCACUCAAUGACUCUAGCAAAGAUGCUUCUAAGCAAGCAUUUUGGGCAGCUUUCACUUUUCUUAAAAUACCUCAAGUUAUGCAUUAUAUACACAAUUUGUGUGGAACAACCAGUAAAGAAGGGGAAUAUUCUGUGGAACUUGUGGAAGCUUUUGAAAAUCUGUUACAGUCUAAUCCUUUGUUGGAUAUUGUUGAUACAAAAAAUUCUUGUAAUAGCAUAGUAUCCCUUGUGGAACCACUAGUAAAAGCAAAUGUCAUGACAGAGAGUCAUUUGCAAUAUUUCAGUAAAAAACGAGAAAAUAAGGAUGUAAAAUUGCAAAAAUUGGAGCCCACAGGUCUUCAGGGAUCAGUACCAUCAUUUAUUACUAAAGCAGAACCAACUUUAGCUGGAAUUUUGAAAACUUUAGGUGGAGAUUUCCAUAAAAUACAUGAGUCACUGUAUGCUUUGUUAUGCCAAAUUGUGGGUGGAGGUACACUAGAAAAAAUUUUAGCUGUCGCCACUUUAGAAGGAAAAUUAAAGUUAAUUGCUUCAAGACUUAUAAAGUUAAAUGAAUUUGCAUUGCAUGCCGCUAGUGAAAAAGGGGCGUCCCAGUCAAAAGUAUACAUUUUUGACAUAUCAUUUUUGAUUCUUUGCUCUAUUGUACAAGAGUAUGGUGCCGAGACAGUUCUUGAAGAAAAUGGAGAUUCAUUUUUUGAGCAAUGGGUAAGAGAUUGCAUGGUAUAUAAAGGAGUUCAUAAAUCACCAGAUCAGAUACUACAAAGAUGUGAUAUUCAACUUGUAGACAUUUUUAUUCAUCAUCUCAGUGCUACUGAGUUUGAUUUUAAAAACACAAAUAUGAAACCCCAUGAUCUCUGUGAAAAUGUAAGUGGUGUUGUUAAAGAAGUUUUAUUUGCAUGGGAACAAGGUUCACUUUCUGCUGCAGAUGUGAAGAGAAUGCUAGAUUCAUUGAGGCAAAAAAUGGCAUCAUUAGCUGUGUGUGCCUCUGCAUGGUUAUGCUCUUAUAUUAAUGUAGUACAUCAGGAUGCUUUCUUAAAACCAAUUAAUAUGGUACAACAAUUUCUAACACCUCCUACUGAGAUGGAGUUAGCACAGAUUGAUAAUUUCAAAGAAAGAUCGGUUUUGAUGUCUCAGAUUAUUAGAAGAAUGCAAUAUGACAUCCACCCUUCUUCAAUUUCAAAACCUAAAAGUAUAUCUCUUUCACAUAAUAUUAUAACAAGACAACCAAUCUUGGAGCAGUUACAAACUGUUUGGGAGGAUAUUAAAUCUAGAGGAUAUCUCCAUAUUAAUGCAACACACAUUGCUGAGAGUCUUCUAAAUACCACUGGACCAAUAUGGUUUGUAACACAUUUAGUGAAAGAAACUCUUAAAUAUAGAUAUCAAGAUGACCUUGACAGGUCUGUAGACAUUGUGUUUGCUAUUUUACAUUUAGAUAUAGAAAAAUGUACUGAAGCUUUGUUGUUGCAUGUGCUACCUCAGUAUUUGUACAAUGCCAAAUUAUCUGAGGAGUUAGUUGAACCACAGUCUGCUGUAUUGGCCAAGUUAUCAGUAUAUUGUGUUUAUGCUGCUCUAGAAUAUAGCAACUCAAAUAAAAGUCAAAGUUCUAGGAAACGCCGUCAUGACGAAUCUGAGGAUAUGGAUCAGAUGAGUUCAACAAAUAAAGUAAGAAGAAUGAAUGACAAUACAUCAGAUAGUAGUGGCGGGUUCUAUUCACAGGGGCAAUCUAUGUCUGGAAUAACUUUAAAAGAACCUCUACAGUCAGCUCUAGAGACACUGUAUAUGUCAUUCUCCCAAUUGGCCGGGAAGAAUGGAGAUGUAUCACCACAGACUCACUUUAUACUCCAAUUUAUGUCGUAUGUUGUCCAAUGUGGACAUGAAAGAGCCCAUUUGGUUUUGCAGAAAAUGCCCAGUGAACUAGUUCCUACAUUAAUAAAAGCUCUUCCCGAUAGUUUUAAUAUAAGCUUGAUUUUGAGAUUGUAUGAUUUGUCGACCCCUUAUGGAAGAAAAGAUACCGCAAGAGAUCUCUGUCUUUUGAGAAAUAUGCGUUUGAGACCUGAUUAAAAUAUAUGGAAUGGGUUGUUAAUUGCUUUUACAGAAAAUCGUGACAAAUUAUUGUCCAUUUUAGUAGUUAUUAAUAAAUUAUAAGUAUAAUAAUUUGUUUACUAUGCAAGCUCCUUAGACUGUCAUUAUUUUAACUCAAUUCUUUCAGAUUUGCUAUCUAAAUCUGUUUCAAUAAAUUUUUACCUUUUAUUUUUUGUUAUAAUAAAUGAAAUUAUAAUUGAUGUCUAAGAGUUUAAAUGUAUACCCAUGAGUAGAAAAUAAAUUGAUAAUAAUUGUCAUUAAGAUUAAUUAUAUAUUUAUAUUAAAU
Molecule: messenger RNA, 3605 nt
Organism: Galleria mellonella (greater wax moth)
Lineage: Eukaryota; Metazoa; Arthropoda; Insecta; Lepidoptera; Pyralidae
Gene: MED24
Product: mediator of RNA polymerase II transcription subunit 24
Exons: 1
Coding region: 353-3298 (981 amino acids)
Cellular component (GO): mediator complex
Molecular function (GO): transcription coregulator activity
Source: RefSeq, a predicted model, not a curated record